Messenger RNA from Rodentolepis nana, 189 nucleotides. Lineage: Eukaryota; Metazoa; Platyhelminthes; Cestoda; Cyclophyllidea; Hymenolepididae. The record is from the annotation of a GenBank genome assembly.
AUGGUUAGCAAGAAUGAGGUGAUGCAAUUGCAAAUUGACGCGAUGGCUGAUAUGAGUCGAGAAGAAAAUAGAGGACGCCAAGAAAUGCUCCAACUCUGGGGGAAGACCAUCAAACAACUCUCCGACAGAGAUGAGGACUUCACGAAACUUGGACAAGUAAGUAUGCAUCUGGUAGCUGCUGUGUUCUAG